Condylostylus longicornis is the source of this 3075-nucleotide messenger RNA. RefSeq lists its product as uncharacterized. The coding region runs from base 1 to 1563 and encodes 520 amino acids. The record is from RefSeq and is a predicted model, not a curated record. Lineage: Eukaryota; Metazoa; Arthropoda; Insecta; Diptera; Dolichopodidae. The transcript is spliced from 4 exons.
AUGUCACCCUUAUCAAAUAAAGUUGUCAAUUUUAAUCACAACAAAUACAGUAAUGCACAUGAUGAGCCCGUGAGCAAAGAAAAUCAGAAUAAUAACCGAAAAAACAGAACUAUUUCAUGUAAUCUAAAUGUAAACUCUACAAAUUUAAGAAACAUGAAUGAAAUUUAUACAAAAAUUAUAUACAGUAUAACCACUAACUACACGCAUAAUUUCAUCUAUUUUACAUUCAAAAUACAUACACAUUUAAUAAAUUCAACUUUGCAAGAUUUUCAUUAUCAUAAUGAUUCAAAAGAUGGCCAUAAUAUGGUAAAACGUUAUUCUUCAUCAUUACCAAUAACAAUUUUAUCAUUUCAAAAACCACAACAAGAACAAGAACAAGAACAGGAACAGGAACAGGAACAGGAACAGGAACAGGAACAGGAACAGGAACAGGAACAGGAACAGGAACAGGAACAGGAACAGGAACAGGAACAGGAACAGGAACAGGAACAGGAACACGAACAGGAACAGGAACAGGAACAGGAACAGGAACAGGAACAAGAACAAGAACAAGAACAAGAACAAGAACUAGAACAAGAAAAUGAACCAGAAUUUAGCUUCGUCUAUCGAAACAACUAUCUACAACAACAACUCAGUUUCAACUAUACUAACUUGGCUCAUAUUAAAAAUAAUAGUAAUGACGUUUAUUAUGAAGAUAUGCUAAGACUUGAAUCUAUUAAGCUUGAAAUACUAAAAAAACUUGGUUUAGAAAAACGACCAAUGAUACUGCAGCGAAUUCCAAAGCAGUUUAUUAUGGAAACUGUUAAUCGUAUUGAUGGUGGACACUUUUUCCGAAAUUCGUAUUAUGAACCAAGUGGCAAUGAAAACCAUACUAAUAAUAACAAUAAUAAAAAUACAAAUUAUAAAGACAAUAGUAAUAAUAACAAUAACAGUUUUAACAAAGGAAAUGAUAAUAAUAACAAAAGUAAUAUAUAUAUAAAAUACAAUAAUACAAAAAGAUCAUAUCAAAAAGAAGAAAGUCAACGAAAGAAACAAAAUUAUUACAAUCUAAUUAUCAAUAAUCACAGAAAUAAUAUUUUAUAUAAAACUAAUAAUAAUGAAAAGAGUAACGAUGAUAAUUAUAAAAGCAGCAGUUAUUAUAAUAAUCAGCUUCGUAACGAAUUUGGAAGUGAUGAAUCUUAUGAAACAGCAAAAGAAUUCCUAAUAUUUGCUGAAAAAGGAAAAGUGUAUAACGGACAACGUUUGACUGUAUUUAAUCCAGCAAGUUUAUUAAAGAGUAACUUAUUUAUUAAAAAUGCUAAAGUUCAUGUUAAAAUAGGAAAACUAGAACACCAUCUGCGAAAACAUCACGAAUUUGAUAAACACAAAAAGAAUAAUAUAAAUAAUGUACCAAAAUUAAAAUUUUCGCAGCAAGCUAAUACUAGUUUAACAUUAUGGGUGUUCCGCUUCAAAGGAACUAGUUUUAGAUAUAGUGUAAGUUUAUUCUGUAGCAAUAAAAACCAGUUUUUAAUUAUCAAAUAUUCUAUUAAAAAAUGUCGGAGGUCCAUACAAACAAUCAUAUAAAAGUUUCAUUUUGAAUUAAAAUUAAGAAUUAGGGUAUAUAUGAUAAACAUUAUUUAAAAAUUGGUAUUAAGAUAAGCAAUACAGAUAAGUACAUAUGUUGCUAAUUCGAAAAAAAGUUUUAUCCACGAAAAAAAUUUACAUAGGAAUUGCAAAGUUUUCAAAUACAUCAUUUGCAUAAAAUUUGAGUUCAUUCUAAACGGCAGUUGCGCUGCUUUUAGUGAAAUCAGAUUUUAGUUACAAAUUAUAAUACGUUAUAACGAUGACCUUUUCAAAUUGAGGCAAAAAAAAAAAUUCAUAUUCAUUUUGAGUCACCUCACGCCACAGGAAAAUGGAUUAUUUCCAAAACUACUGUAUCUCUCUGAGACAUGUUUACCUUGUAUUUAUUAAGAAAAACCUGAUUGGAAUGUUAUUGCUUAAAAACAUAAAUUUGCAUGCAAUAACGGUUGUUACACAAACACUCUACAUUUCACGCUUUGAGUUUUCGGGAAAAAUGUGUUUCUCCUUGAUAAAGAAACUUAAGUAAUUAAGUUUUAGAGAAUUGUAUAUGUGUCUAUCUAUUAACAGCCGUGUUACCUCAAAUUCAGUGCAAUUAGUUUUCACAAAUCUAUAUCUGAGUUAACUUAAGAUGGAAUUCAUAUAUACAUAUAUUCGAUUUUACUUGAAGACUUGAAGGGAUGAUUUAAUAAAUUAUUGGAAUGUAUGAGGUUUCAACCGAUUUCUUACUACCUUAUUUUCUUUAUUUAAAAUAUAACAUCUGUCUAACAACAAACGAAGUCACUUAACUUCUUGAUUAAUUCAGUUAUGUGUAAGUUGACUUUAAUUACGACCCUUAUUUAACAUACAUUUUUGCUCAUAUAUAAAAAACAACUCAACUAGAAAUCUUAAAAUUUAACAUUUCAGAUCUGAUUUUUCAAACAAUGAACAAGCACAUUUUUCAAAAAAUUUUGGAUUCCAAUUCGGCCUCAAUAAAAAUAUAUUAAAGAAAAUGUGGCUGAGAUUUCCUUGGGAUUAAACGUUUCGGAAAUUACAGUUGACCUUCUUGUAAAUCCAAUGGUAUUAUUGUAUCCUUCCAAUGAUUCAAUUUUCCUCGUUUGGAGUACUACUACUGGAAUACUCAACACAAUAAAAUAAAUCGGCACUCAGUGAAAACAUAUUUUCAUUCGUUUCAUAAAUUAAAAAUGUCAAAAUAUCAAUUAAACCUCAAAUUUUUCAAAAAUGUGUUUGCUGUUACAACCUACAUUAUUAACUUUGCUUAGUUUUUUGAUAGCUUCAAAUGUCAUGUUUUGAAAACCUUGAUGGCAACGAUUUUUGUCUAGCAAAUUUAGUUGUUGGCAAGCCAUAAUAUCAUUUCGGCGAACAUUCGAGUAAGGUAUUCAUUUCGAGUUCAUAUUCGCUUCGCGAAUCAUAAUAACACUAUAAAUCAUAAUUAUUUAAAUGUUUAAAAAUCUAAAUUUGUAUAUAUUUUAACAUCACCAUUGAUCCAAUCGAUGAGAGUUUUAUCUGGUGAAAUUA